UUAAAACUUGGUGGCAUAAAUGACUCGAGUGCAUAUUGAAAAGCACUUAAUUGCACUGCAGGUUCUGAACUUCAGGUCGUUCAGCCAGGUGAGUCGGACGGCGUCGCCAGGCUCCGCCCCCUUCAGGUGCCGCACAUUAAAACGCAGACGAGCUGAACAAUGGCGUUUAAUCGUGUGAAAAGGAAGGCGCCGAUCUUGAACUGCGAACAUGUCAACGAGCGGAGUGAAGACAGCGGCUCAGAGCCCACUGCGCUGCUGCAGUUUGUGUUUCAGUCCGUGGUCGUGCGUUUGCGUGAAGGGAUGGUCGUCUGCGCUGCUGCGCGGCCUCCCUGACCCCCUGCUGGCUGCCGCCUCGUCCGCCUGCUCUGCCCCGGAGCCCUGGCUGCUGCCCGGCUGCAGCUCGGUGUACGACAGCCUGGUCAGUAACGUCUCUCCGAUCCUGUCUCCUCCUCCAACGAGCGGCCUGCGAGGGAGAGAGCGGGUCCCCAGCAACAAGCCUCGCAGGCCGUCUAUCCUGGAGCGCUGCAUCCUCAAAGUGUCCUCGAGCAACGUUGCCGUGGGGACGGACGACCUGGACAAGAGGCACCCACUCAGUCGCUUCUACCCGCGCCUCCCGGACCCGACCAACACCGAGACCAACGCUGCGGUUCUGAAGCGGCGGCAGAAACAGAUCCAGUAUGGAAAGAACACCAGCGGCUACCAGAACUACCUGCAUCAAGUCCCCAAACACCUGAGGGACCCUAAGAUCCACCCAUCCACCCCCAACAAGUACAGGAAGUACAGCCGGCGCUCCUGGGACAUGCAGGUGCGUCUGUGGAGGCGGGCGCUGCACCUGUGGGACCCUCCGAGCGAUAAUCAGCCAGACGCCUCUGAAACUCAGGACCCAGUGGAGCAACUGCAGAGCCAGUUGGCCAAGAUGACCUCUGACCUGUGUGAGGAUGGAGGGGACAAGCGGAGAGAGAAGGAGACUCCAGCAGCUUCCAAGGCCUCCUCUGCGCCUCCCCUGUCGGCCGGGCCCUCGGCGGCGCUGCCUGGACCCUGGCGAGUCCAGCGAGCACCGGAGGCUGAGCCGAGCCCCCGGCCUCUUCGCUCUCCGCCUGGCCUCGGCUACUCUGUCAGGGAUCAGCUGGACCGCGACAUGAACGACUGGCUUCACCUGCUGCUGGAGGCCGAGCACACCCAGGAUUUGGGCUCUGACGACCAGCAGGUUCCUGUAUUUUCGGACCAGCUUUUGUGGAACCCGUACUGAUCUCUGGUCCAAAGCAAACGAGGUCGGGACGCAUGUCUCGUCUUCCAGGGUCCAUCCCUCCGCAUGUCUGCAGAUCCUGAACGCGUUGGAGAACCAUUGUUUCUAGUAUCCAGAACAUUUGUCUUUUAAAGAUAACCCAAGAUUUGCUGUAACAGCGGCAGGGAUGUUUGUUGCUUGACCCGAGUUCCGUCGGUCCCUCCAUGAGCUAAUUAAUGAAUUACCAUAAUUGAUUAACCCUAAAUUGAGGAAUGUGGGAGGAACUGGGCGCUCUUAAACGUGUCCUCGGGUUGAACAGCUGGACACUUUGACCAGAGCAUCUUACUUUAUGUUGUGGCUUCACUGCACUGCUCACUUCUCAUGUUUCAAGUCCUGCACUGAUGCAAAGAUUUUUGUCACAAUUGUAGUGUUUGUGUGUAUGUGUGGAUGUUUUUUUUAAUUUUUAUUUUUUAUUUUUUGUGAUCACAUGAUUAUCUCUGAGGCCGGUUGUUGUCCUCUUGGGUUCACCUUCAUGCUCUGCCAUCUGGGUCCAGCUCCUCCUACGUCCACAUCUUCAUUGCUGGGAGAGGGAAGGACAUCUCUUUUUGUGUGUUGUGAUUUUCUUUUACAUUUUUGUGAUUCUCAAAUUGUGCUGCUUGACUAUCAAGAGGCAAAACUUAAAGAUAUCAUUAAUAAAGAUGUAAAUAAAGUGUUAAAUAAA
Molecule: messenger RNA, 1946 nt
Organism: Betta splendens (Siamese fighting fish)
Lineage: Eukaryota; Metazoa; Chordata; Actinopteri; Anabantiformes; Osphronemidae
Gene: slbp2
Product: stem-loop binding protein 2
Exons: 9
Coding region: 209-1249 (346 amino acids)
Biological process (GO): mRNA 3'-end processing by stem-loop binding and cleavage; mRNA transport
Cellular component (GO): histone pre-mRNA 3'end processing complex; cytoplasm
Molecular function (GO): histone pre-mRNA stem-loop binding; mRNA binding
Source: RefSeq, a predicted model, not a curated record